This is a messenger RNA of Anoplophora glabripennis (Asian longhorned beetle), 10745 nucleotides long. RefSeq lists its product as uncharacterized. The record is from RefSeq and is a predicted model, not a curated record. Gene Ontology annotation, biological process: lipid transport; transmembrane transport. Gene Ontology annotation, molecular function: ABC-type transporter activity; ATP hydrolysis activity; lipid carrier activity. The transcript is spliced from 45 exons. Gene Ontology annotation, cellular component: intracellular membrane-bounded organelle; membrane. Bases 320 to 10399 code for a protein of 3359 amino acids. NCBI's taxonomy places the organism in Eukaryota, Metazoa, Arthropoda, Insecta, Coleoptera, Cerambycidae.
UAUUAUAUUUUUUGUUGUGUCUUAUGUGGUUGUGGUUGGUUGUUAUUGUUGGUAAUUUAAUUACUAAUCAGGCAACACUGGUAAUCACACUUAUCAAAAUCAGGAAUGAAAAACGACGUAGUGUUAUUAAAAGAAAACAGAUGUGACGUAGAAUAAUAAACUGUGUCAUUGAAAAUAGUACCUAAUUUCCAAUGUUUGCGUUAUCGGACUAUUGCAUUUUGCAUUUGUGUUUGUAUAUUUCAUAAUCUGGAACAAAUUCCGCUUAAUAUACUAAUUUCAGUCUUCACAAAGCUCUAGCGUUUGUACCGAAACAAUCACGAUGCUCCUACUACAAUUGAAAGUUGUCGUCUGGAAAAACUUGAUAAUAAGGAAAAGACAUUGGCUGCUGACUAUUGUAGAGUCGUUAUUACCUAUUUUAUUAUUUUUAUUAAUCGCUUAUGGAAGAAGUAAAAUUACGGGACUAAACAAAAUCGAGAUAACUGAGGUGACAUACAACUCUCCCCAAAUAUUGCAGUACAGUGAUUUAGAUGUGAGUGAGACAAGAAUAUACUUUACCCCCAACACUGAAUUUUACCAAGAUAUAAUGAAAAGAGUCCAAGUUAAAUUCCAGAUGUAUAACAACAAUAUUAAAGGGUUUCCUUCAAACGAAUUGUUAUUACAUUACUAUGCCUCACACCAUAAUAAUACUGUCAUUGCUAUUAUUUUCAAUGAAGAAGACCAGAAAAACUUUGAUUAUGUGAUGAGAGUACACCAAGAUUAUUAUUCAACGGAUGUAAAUACAGCCGAGCUUUAUAAAAAUUCGUUUAAUUUUGAACCUGGUACAGGAACACCCUAUUACUAUAAAGGAUACCUGUCUGUUCAGAAAGCUCUGGAUAUGGCGUUCAUAGAGCAAGUGUCUGGAAAAGAUCUAGAAAGUAACGUAACUGUAAUGGUACAAGAAUUCCCUUAUCCGCCACAUAAGCAGGAUUCUGCCCUCACCACCAUGUUCUUAACGUUUCUACCCAUCAUCACCCUCUUCAGUUUUAUUUUCAUCUCGCCCGCCGUACUAAAACGAGUCGUAGAGGAGAAAUACUCUGGAAUAAAAGAACUUUUGAAAAUGGUAGGUAUGAAGUCGUGGAUGCUUUGGCUCGGUUGGUUCAUAUAUGGGAUAAUACCGAUGCUGUUCUCCAUUCUAUGCAUAGUGGUGUUAAUGAAAGUGCCGUUAUUCGGCACCGAAUAUCCCCCCAUCGAACACACGGACGGUUCCAUUUUGUUCGUCUUUCUGCUGUUGUAUUGCAUGGCCGCCACAAUUUUCUGUUUCGCCAUCAGCUCGUUGUUCUACAAACCGUCGGUUGCCAUGGUGGCGGGUGUUCUGGUAUGGAUCUUGUCGUAUUUUGUGGCAAAGUAUGGAUUAGGGCUCGAGGAAAUGGGCACCAAGCUGUCUUGGAGCUUGAACAUGGAGUUAAUUCUGUUACCGAACAUGGCGCUGCAUUAUGGGUAUCUAGCGAUAUCCGGUUAUGAAGAAAGAGAUAUAGGCCUUCAAUGGAACAAUUUCUAUAAAUCUAGCAGUGGGGGCACCGAUGAUGUUACUAUGUUGAACGUUUUUGUGAUGUUGAUAAUAGACAUGAUCAUUUACAUGGCUUUUACAUUGUACAUGGACGGACUGAAUCCGGGAAAGUACGGCGUUAGAAAGUCUUUUCUAUUUCCGAUCCAUCGCUUGCGCAAGUGGGUAAUGGGUAUGUGUACCGUCGAGGACAAACAAGGAACCGAACCCCUUCGCUUGAAAUAUGUCGAGGAGGGUAAGGGCUUGGGGAAAGGCAUAGAGAUACAAGGCCUAGUGAAGCGCUACGGGAAUAAGCUGGCCGUAAACGAUUUGUCGCUCGAUAUUUACCAGAAUCAGAUAACUGUGCUUCUCGGCCCCAACGGAGCAGGGAAAUCGACGACAAUGUCGAUAAUUACAGGAAUGCUUGACAUGACCUCGGGCAGUAUAAAAAUGAAUGGUAAAGACAUAAGGAACAACAUGGACGAAAUAAGAAAGUCCCUCGGCUUGUGCCCCCAGCACAAUCUUUUGUUUACAGAUUUAACGGUCAGUGAACACUUGCUGUUUUUCGCAAAGUUAAAGGGCAAAUCGGCGGAGGAGGCUGAGAAAGAAAUGCUGGAACUGUUGGAGAAGCUACACUUGUUGGACAAAAAGGAUGCCAUGGCCUGCACGCUCUCCGGAGGGAUGAAGAGGAAGCUGUGCCUGGGGAUGGCUAUCAUCGGAGGAUCUGAGAUCCUGAUUCUGGACGAGCCCACAUCCGGCAUGGAUCCGGAAUCUCGACGGGAACUGUGGGACAUGCUGCUUGCCUGGAGGAGAGAGAAGACCAUCCUGAUCACCACACACUUCAUGGAGGAGGCGGACGCCCUCGGGGAUUGGAUCGCCAUUAUGGCCAACGGCUCGUUGCAGUGUCACGGAACACCCAUGGGACUGAAGAAGGAGUAUGAUACGGGCUACCAUUUAUCUUUGAUGGUUAAAGACGACGCCACGACGGAAGACAAGAACAAAAUCAAGAACUGCAUUCUGAGCGACAUCGAUAUGGCGGAAUUCAAAGAUUGUUACGGGAAUAACAUGGUCUUCUUGUUACCGAUGGAGGACAACUCGAAAAUCGCCGGCCUGCUGGCCACUCUCGAAGAGGACAAGGAGGGCCUAAAAAUCGAGAACAUAUCCGUCACGGUUACCACCCUGGAGGACAUAUUUUUAAAGGUGAAGAUGCAAAGUGAAACGAAUUCCAAUCACGUCCCCGCUCUGAACGCUGAAGGAUUAAUGGACUUUACAGAUACCAAGAGUGACCCUCCGGACUCAAAGAAACUACUUCAGAUGAGGUUUAAGGCACUAUUUGUGAAAAAAUUGAAAUUCUAUAAGAAGAAAUUCUGGACCUAUUUUUUACCGACGUUAAGUGCGGCAGUCUUCCUGGUGCUGACCAUUUACUUGAGCGGCAACACGAUCGGUAACUACGGAGAUAAUGGUCCAGAAGUGAAGCUGCAAUUGGACAUCUACAAACACUCCACCGUUUACUACAACGGUACGAAACAGAGCGAUGUAACGAACAAAUUGAAAACGGCUUAUCGAUCUGUCGUCGAGAUUAAUAAUCGGGGAAUAGCCUCGGACGUUGAGGACGUACAGCAAGAAAUUGUCAACGAGGGCAUAGAGAACAUAAUCUACUACAAAACACACCUAGUGGCCGGCGCCGAGUUCAUUUCGGAUGAUAACAUCCAAGCCACGGCCAUGUACAAUGCCAUAGCCAUCCACAGCGCCCCGAUAUCACUGAACCUAAUCACGAACGCCCUAGCGAAGGCGUACUUAGGCGACGACUAUUCCAUCAGGGCCAGCAAUUGGCCCCUGGAGACCGUCAACACCCACACCACCCAGGAAUACUCCAAGGACAAAGUCAGAUUGCUCUGGUCCGUCAUAAUGCCCAUCGGGUUUCUCCUGGUCAUCGGGAGCUUCAUAGUGUUCCCCCACAUCGAGCUGUCUACCAAUUUCACCCAGCUGCAGUUCAUGUGCGGAGUGAAGCCUUAUUGGUACUGGUUGGUUAAUUACUUGAUGGACUUUGUGUUGUUCCUGGUAAUUUCCUUGGUUGUGGGAACGAUCGCCGUCGGCAUGGCGCCUUACAUAGGCGGGCCUGAAUUCUUUUUUCUAUUUCUCAUAUUCGUUAUGUACGGGGCAGCCAGCAUACCAUUCGUGUACCUGUUCAGCAGAAAACAGUCGGUGUCGGCCGGCUUCGCCGUCUUCGUCAUCAUGGGCAUAUUUUUCGGGAUCAUUUUCACUGUUUCCGUGCAAGGCCUCAUGGAAUUGGGGGAUGACUAUUACAACAACCUAGGGCACGGCUUAAAGGUCUUGUUCAUAUUAGGCUUGCCGCAGGUGGGCUUAGCCCAUUCCGCGAUGAUACUAACCGGGAAGGCCGUCGAAAACUACAACUGGGACGUCAUGCCUAGGAUGAAACAUAUCGGUAUAUGCAUGCAACAGCCGAACCCCUGCUGUGAAGGUAAGACGAUGGAGUGCGAAGCGUAUCAGUGGUAUGCGCCGUUGCUGAAGGAGAACUUUCUUCUAAUGUUAGCCAGUUGUGUAAUUUACCUCACGGUGAACACCCUACUGGACUCGUACGUUGUGAAAAAAUUGUUCUCUAGGAUCCAGUACGAGAUUUCCAAGAUCAUAUAUAGGCAAGACGGUUUCGGUAGGUACCAGAGUAUCGACGAUGAGGAUAAAAAAGGAAACUAUAACACGCUGAAGGCCAAGAAUUUGCAAAAAACGUAUUCUGGGAAACAAAUCGUCAAGAACAUCGGCUUCACGCUACAUAAGAAGGACUGCUUGGGGAUCCUGGGCGUAAACGGAGCGGGGAAAACGACGACGUUCCGCAUGCUGACACGUGAAGAAGUCGUACACGACGGAAAUGUAGAAAUUACCCUCAGUGGGGAGAAAGGCAGACCAAUUACAAUCGAUCAAGAUAAGUAUUUAGAGAACCUGGGUUACUGUCCGCAAGUGGACGCCUUGAAUUUCGUUUUAAGUGGACGUGAAAUACUGACGUUAAUAUCACAGUUACGAGGCGUGUACGACACGGAAAUCGUUGAAAAGUUCUUAAAAUUGUUUGAACUGGAUCAGUAUGCCGACACGCCCUGCGGCUACUACAGCGGAGGGAACAAGCGGAAGUUAAGCUUGGCGGUGGCGCUCAUCGGUUUCCCGCAGAUCGUACUGUUGGACGAGCCCACAAACGGCGUCGAUCCGUCCAGUCGCAGGAAAUUCUGGAAUCUGAUAAAGGACUUCAAGGAGAAGAAGGAUCUGUCCUUCAUUUUAACGUCGCACAGUAUGGUGGAGUGCGAGGCGCUGUGUAAUAACUUGAAGAUCAUGAAGGACGGCCGGUUCGAAAGGGGGGGCACCAUAAGCGAACUGAAGAAGGAACAUGGCGGUUUUAACGUUAAACUGAAACUCCUCCACAAAGAUGACAGAAAAUGCUUGCCAGCCAAGAAGGACUCCCUUAAAAGUAACAGCGAUUCCGACGGGGAGGGUUACGAUGAAGUCGAUGCGAUUGCCGCACCGAAUAACAGUUUUGAAAACGUCGAGCAAUUGAAGGACUACUUUAAGAGCAAAUACACCGUUAGGGAUGAACAUAUGGGCGUACUGCACAUCUACGUCAAUGACAAGAGCAAGAACUGGAGCACGAUGUUCAAGGAACUGGAGAACAUCAAAUCUAACAACGGUCACCUGAUCGAGGACUACGCGAUCAGCGAGGCCUCCCUCGAGGACAUCUUCCUUACAGUGGCCAGGUCGAAGACGGUGGAGGACGGGAAGAAACCGAAGAAGAAGAGGAAGCUCGUAUCCCGUCAUAUUAUCCUCUACAGAAAAUCAUUAAUCCGCCAGUUUUGUUACUCGUCGCAGUCGUUCGAUUUCUCCAUUAUAUUUAAAUACACUGAACUAAUAAUAAAUAUACCUACAAUGUUUUUCCAACAACUGAAAGUCGUUAUUUGGAAAAACUUAAUAAUAAGGAAAAGACACUGGUUUUUGACCAUCAUCGAAUCCGUAUUGCCUAUUUUAUUAUUUUUAUUAAUUGCUUAUACACUGAGUCAAUUUUGCGAAAUACGUCAAUCGGAAAUGCAGGAUGCACGGUACACUAAUCCACAAACUGUAAAAUACGGCUAUGUAUCCGGAAUAUUUUGUUAUGCACCCGACACUAAAUUUUACCAAGAUAUAAUGAAAAAUGUCCAAGUUAAAUUCCAAAUGGCGAAUAACAGUAUUAAAGGAUUUCCAUCCAGUGACUCUUUACUGCAUUUCCAAAAUUCCAAUAAUAACAAUAUUAUUAGUGCUGCUAUAAUUUUCCAUGGAAGUGAAGAAAAGCUGGAUUACACAAUUCGAAUGAAAAACAUUUACUAUUCAGACACAGAUCAACUUUAUUUCAGCUCUUAUGAAGUAUAUCCUGGACGAGGAACAUCAUAUUUUAGGGACUAUCUGUCAAUUCAGAAAGCCCUAGAUAUGUCUUUCAUAGAGAAAGUAUCUAGAAGGAAUGUAGACAGUAAUGUAACCCUAAAGAUUCAAGAAUUCCCUUAUCCCCCCUAUCAAAGAGACACAAUUGUCGAUGAAAUAUUUUUGAGUUUCCUACCCAUUUUUACUUUUGUUAGUUUUAUCUUCAUUUCUCCUGCUGUGCUAAAACGUGUCGUAGAGGAGAAAUAUUCGGGAACCAAGGAACUCAUGAAAAUGGUAGGCAUGAAGCCGUGGAUGCUUUGGCUGGGUUGGUUCAUACAUGGACUGAUUCCCAUGCUGUUUUCUAUAUUUGGCAUCGUAUUGUUGAUGAAAAUCCCAAUUUUUAACAGAGAAUGUUCCCCUAUCAAAUACACAGAUGGUUCUGUCUUAUUCGUCUUUUUAUUAUUAUAUUGUAUGGCUGCUAUAGUAUUUUGCUUUGCCAUCAGUUCGUUGUUUUGCAUGCCAACCCUUGCGAUGGUGGCAGGGAUUCUGAUAUGGAUUUUGUCUUAUUUUGUACCCAAGUAUGGUCUUGGUCUUGACAAGAUGGGUAAUAGAUUUCCUUGGUCUUCGAACAUGCUGCUGAUUUUAUUCCCAAAUAUGGCGUUGCAUUAUGGAUAUGUAACAGUUGUCCUGUAUGAGCAGAGACAACUGGGAUUGCAGUGGAAUAAUUUCUAUAAAGCUAGCAGUGGCGGCACCGAAGAUGUUACAAUGUUAAACGUUUUUAUGAUGUUGAUAAUAGAUACGGUUGUUUACAUGGUUUUUACGUUGUACAUGGACGAUGUGAAUCCGGGAAAAUACGGAGUUCGAAAAUCUAUUUUCUUUCCGAUUUACUUCUUAGUGCAUUUGAUAAAACGACCAGCCGCCGUUGAAGGACAACAGGGAACGGAACCACUCUGCUUGGACUACAUGGAGGAAGGUAGAGGCCUAAUUAAAGGUAUAGAAAUUCAAGAUUUGGUGAAACGCUAUGGUCCCAAAUUGGCCGUCAAUAAUUUGUCUUUAAAUAUUUACAAAAACCAAAUAACAGUACUUCUUGGCCAUAAUGGGGCAGGAAAGUCCACUACAAUGUCUAUAAUUACAGGAAUGCUACACAUGACAUCGGGGAGCAUAAAAAUGAAUGGUAAAAACAUAAGGAACAACAUGGACGAAAUAAGAAAGUCCCUCGGCUUGUGCCCUCAGCACAAUCUUCUGUUUACCGACUUAACGGUUGGUGAACACUUACUGUUUUUCGCAAAGUUAAAGGGCAAAACGGCGGAAGAAGCUGAAAUAGAAAUGAUGCAACUGUUGAAAAAGUUACACUUGUCUGACAAAAAGGAUGCCAUGGCCUGCACGCUCUCCGGAGGGAUGAAGAGGAAGCUGUGCCUGGGGAUGGCCAUCAUCGGAGGAUCUGAGAUCCUGAUACUGGACGAGCCCACUUCCGGCAUGGAUCCGGAAUCGAGACGGGAGCUAUGGGACUUGCUAUUAGCUUGGAGGGGUGAGAAAACGAUCUUAAUCACCACCCAUUUUAUGGAGGAGGCGGACGCUCUCGGAGAUUGGAUCGCCAUCAUGGCCAACGGCAGGCUGCAAUGUUACGGAACACCGCUGUACUUAAAAAAAACAUUCGAUACCGGUUACCACUUAUCUCUGAUUGUCAAGGACAGCGCCACUACGAAGGAAAGGAGCAUUAUCGAGAACGAUGUUAUUAAACACAUAGAUUCUGCCGAAUUGAAGGAAUCCAACGGAAAUAAUAUGGUGUUUCUGUUGCCGCUGGAAGAUAACUCAAGAAUCGCUGAUUUGCUAACGUUCCUGGAAGACAACAAAGAGGUAUUACAAAUUGAGAAUAUAUCCGUUACGGUAACCACUUUGGAGGACGUGUUUUUGAAGGUUAAAUUGAAAAGUGACACCGACACUAAUAAUAUCCCUGCAGCGGACAUACAAGCACUACUGGAUAUUCCAGUUCCAGAUGAAAUUAAUACGACUGCUAGCAGCAUCAGACUGUGUGUAAUGAGAACUAAUGCACUGAUAUUAAAAAAGCUACAGUUUUAUAGAAAGAAAGUCUGGUCAUAUCUUAUACCCGCAAUUUUAGCAUUAAUCAUUAUCGUAUUAACUAUCUACUUAUGCGAUGGUACUAAUACUGACUCUGAGGGGGAUAGUCCGUUAUUGAAGUUACAAUUAAGUACUUACAAACACACUACCGUCUUCUACAAUGGUACAAAGCACAACCAAUUAAUCGAUAGAAUGAAAAGGGCCUUCCGUUCCUUGGUUGAAGCUAACGAUGGAAGAGCUGUGGAAGUUGACGAUGUUCAGAAAGAAAUCGUAAACAAGGGCAUAGAAAACAUAGCGUACUACAAAGAGCACCUAGUAGUCGGCGCAGAAUUUCAUUCAGGAAAGGAUAUUCAAGCCACUGCCCUGUAUAAUAGCAUAGCCAUCCACAGCGCUCCGAUAUCUCUGAAUCUAAUCACGAACGCACUAGCGAAGGUGUACCUAGGAAGCGAAUAUUCUAUUACGACUAGUAAUUGGCCCUUAAUCGAUACCUAUACGAGGACCCCAGACUUUUCCAUUUAUACAGUUGCGCUGCUUUGGUCCGUGUUAAUGCCCAUCGGGUUUCUCCUGAUCAUCGGAAGCUUUAUAGUAUUUCCCCACAUGGAGCUAUCUACGAAAUUCACCCAAGUGCAGUACAUGUGCGGCGUGAGGCCUUACUCUUACUGGCUGAUCAAUUACUUGGUCGAUUUUGUGUUGUACCUGAUUAUUUGUUUGGUGAUAGCGAUGAUUGCCUUCUUCAUGGCAUCUUACAUAGGCGGAACUGAAUUCUUGAUUCUCCUUUUCAUUUUCACCGUAUAUGGAGCGGCCAAUAUACCGUUGCUGUACCUGUUUGGUAGAAUAAAAUCAGCUUCUGGUGGUUUUGCUCUAUUCGUGAUAAUAGGCGUACUUUUUGGAAUUGUUCUUGCCGUUACCUUUCAUUUAUUAAUGCUAUCAGGAGAUACAUAUAAUGAGAAAUUAGGACAUGGUUUGAAAAUCUUGUUUAUACUUGUCUUGCCACAAGCAGGUCUAGUUCAUUCCGUAUUUAUCAUUUCUGGAAAAGCCGUGGAAAAUUAUAAUGCUUAUAAACAGUGCUUGACAAAUCAAAAUCCAGAUUCUACAAUGGGAUGUAAAGUAAAAGAGAGUUAUUUGCCGCUGCUAAAAGAAGACAUCCUCCUGAUGCUCUACAGUGCCGUAAUUUAUAUAAUCGUGAACAUUUUACUGGACAUGUACUUCUUUAAAAAGUGUAUCUCCAGGGUGCAAUAUCAGGUCUGUAACUUUUGGUAUAAAUAUAUCAAAGGACGGCACGACGGUGUUGGCGACUACCAAGACCUGAACGAUUCCGAGUACGAUGACGGUUACAACUCUUUGGAAGCCAAGGAUUUACGCAAAACAUACGGGGGGAAGCUGGUCGUUAAGAACAUUGGUUUCACGCUAAAUGAGAAGGAAUGUUUGGGGAUACUGGGCGUUAAUGGUGCCGGUAAAACCACGACGUUCCGCAUGCUCACGCGCGACGAGGUCGCCGAUAGUGGCACCGUACAAAUUAUCAGCAAUAAGAGCAAGAAACCGAUAACCAUCAGUCAGGAUAAGUAUUUAGAGCACCUCGGUUACUGCCCCCAAAUGGAUUCUUUAAAUUUCGUCUUGACUGGAAGGCAAAUAUUGACCUUAAUAGCAAAGCUACGUGGUGUAGAUAAUUCGGAAAUUGUUAAUAGUUUCUUAAAACUGUUUGAACUGGAGCGAUAUGCCGACAUACCCUCGGGCCACUACAGUGGCGGCAACAAACGAAAACUGAGUUUAGCCGUGGCUCUGAUUGGUUACCCGAAAUUCGUGUUGCUCGAUGAGCCUACGAGCGGCGUGGAUCCUUCAAGCCGCAGGAAUUUUUGGAAUUUGAUAAGGAACUUCAAACAGAAUAAAGAUUUGUCCUUUAUUUUAACUUCCCACAGUAUGGUGGAGUGUGAGGCAUUAUGUAAUAGUUUGAAGAUCAUGAAAGACGGCCGAUUCGAGAAGGAAGGCACCAUAAGCGAAUUGAAGAAGGAUCACGGCGGAUUUAACGUUAAAUUAAAAUUAAUAAAUAAUGAUCAAAAGAAUUUAUCCGCCGAGGAGAACCCUCUUCAAAGUAGCAGUUGUAGUACUACACAAUAUAAUGAUAGGAGAGCUCUAAUAGCAAAUAAUAAAUUUAACAACAUUGAGGAAUUGAAGGACUAUUUUACGAAAAAAUAUAAUGGGACUGUGAAGGAUGAACAUUCUGGCUUGCUGCAUUUGUACAUCGGGGACAAAUGUAAAAAAUGGAGUGUGAUGUUCAAGGAAGUAGAACAGAUUAAAACGAGAAACCCGCAUCUGAUAGAGGACUACUCCAUCAGCGAAGCUUCUCUGGAAGACAUAUUUCUUACAGUGGCCAGGUCAAAGGGCGACGAAGAGGAAAAAACCAAAUAAAAUAAAAAAGAUACUGAUAAUGUUAAGACAUACCCUCACGUAUUCAAAAGACAAUUCUUUGUACAGUGUUAACUGCAAUGCUUUGUGUUUUUAAACGGGAACAGAUCUUAAUAUUCACUAAAAAAUUCAAUUAUAGUCUAUAUAUUCAGAGGCAUAGCUUUAUAAGCGCACAAUUAAAAAAUAGUCUGUGUAGCUAAUCAUUUCUUUUACACAGUUGUGUGUUUGAACUGAUACUAGUCAAAGCUGUAUUUUCUUAGAUUAUUUCUAUUGUUCAAAUCAGAUUUUAUUAUGUUAUUACUGUAUUUAUUAAUAUUUCAAAAUACGCUAAAAAUUAAUGAAAAAAAAA